UGCAAAAGAUGGAUUCAAUUUGGUUGCAAUUCGAUAAUCGGCGCGGCGGUGAUCGGGGACCGUGUGAUUUACAGAGAUUUCAGUUGAACGAUGGAGAUUACUCGUGAAGCUUCUGGAGAAGUGGUCUUGGUCUGCAACGUCUUACAGUAGCUUUUCAAGCUUCAAUCAUGGCGAAAAGUUUGACUAAAACUCGAGGCGGCCGCCAUGGAAGGUGAAGGAGAGCUCGGAAGCUCCAUCAAUGGCGGUAGGCUGCUCUUCUUCUCACUGCCGUUGCAAGGCCACAUGACGCCGAUGCUUCAUCUCGCCGCCAUUCUUCAUUCCAAAGGCUUCUCCAUUUCUUUCAUCCACACUAAAUUCAACGCCCCCAAUUCCUCCAAAUACCCUCAGUUCACCUUCCAUCCCCUCUCCGACCAUCUCUCCGAAUCCGAAACUGCAGGUCUCAGCGUCUUCGAUUUAGCGUAUUUGAUCAACGACAAGUGUUCGGAGCCUUUCCGAGAUUUAUUGACUGAGUUCUUCACCGAUUCCUCCGAGAAUCGUCCUUACGCUCUGUUUUCAGAUCCUGCCCUAACUUUCACCAGAGACAUCGCCAAGAGCUUCGCCCUUCCGAGAUUUGUGCUCAGAACCUCCGGCAUCGGCGCUUUCCUCGUCUAUAGCUCAUUUCCUCUGCUUCAGGAGAAACAUUAUCUCCCGAUUCAAGCUUCUCAGUUAGAACAAUCCGUUGGCGAUCUUCCUCCACUAAGAGUCAAGGAUCUGCCGGCGAUCGGCGUGCCGGACAUGGAAACAUUCACCAAGUAUAUAUCAGAGCUUGUCGAGGAAGCUAAAACUUCUUCAGGCGUCAUAUUCAACUCAUUCGAAGAGCUCGAAGACUCUGCCAUGGCUGUUCUUCGCCAAACUUUUCCAGUGCCGAUAUAUCCAAUCGGUCCCUUUCACCUAUACUCACCACCGAAUUCGAGCAGCUAUUUAACACCUGAUCGGACUUCCAUCUCCUGGCUGGACAAACAAGCCCCAAAGUCAGUGAUCUUCGUGAGUUUCGGAAGCGUUGCAUCAUUGAAACAGAGAGAAUGCUUGGAAAUCGCUUGGGGAUUAGCCAACAGCGGCUGCCAUUUCUUGUGGGUGAUCAGACCUGGAUCAAUCUCCGGCAUGAAUCGUCAAGAUGCAUUGCCUGAACAGUUCAUGGAUAUGGUGGAGGGACGAGGAUACAUUGUCGAAUGGGCUCCUCAGCACGAUGUUUUGGCACAUCCAGCCAUUGGAGCUUUUUGGACGCAUUGUGGAUGGAAUUCAACGCUGGAGAGCAUCUGCGAGGGUGUGCCUAUGAUUUGCACGCCCCGUUUUGCCGAUCAGAUGGUGAACUGCAGAUACGCGACGAAUGCUUGGACGAUAGGUGUGGAACUGAGGGAUGGAUUGGAAAGGGAUAAUAUCGCUAAGGUAGUCAGAAGACUAAUGGUGGAGGAAGAAGGGCUGGAGAUUCGACAGAGAGCUUUGGAUUUGAAAAUGAAGGCUAAAUUAACAGUAACACAGAACGGAGGCGGGGCUUCAUUCGAAUCGUUGAAGAGCUUAAUGAGCUGCCUAUCAUCAUCUUCUUGAUUGCUGCAAAGUACGAUCUCUCAUGAUUAAUCUCAGUUUUCUUGUUUAGUUCGUGUAUAUAUAUGUGUGUGUUCUUUGGGUAUUGUUUGGUAUCUUUAAAUGCAAAUUUGGGAAUGUGGUGAAUCAAUCUAUGAUCUAUGUGUCGAAUUGCUUGUUUAAUUGCAUGUUGUAAUUUUAUUUGAAUUAUUUCUGCUGCAAGGUUGUAACUUUUAUGGGAGAUUGUCGGCAUUUGAUUAGAUACACUCGAACAUUUCAAUCUUA
Molecule: messenger RNA, 1845 nt
Organism: Andrographis paniculata
Lineage: Eukaryota; Viridiplantae; Streptophyta; Magnoliopsida; Lamiales; Acanthaceae
Product: UDP-glycosyltransferase 76B1-like
Exons: 3
Coding region: 205-1584 (459 amino acids)
Molecular function (GO): UDP-glycosyltransferase activity
Source: RefSeq, a predicted model, not a curated record